AUGUCUAAGCUGGUACCACGUAUCAAGUUCAACGCUAAUACGCCAUGCAUUGAGCAUGUCGUCAACAAUGACGAUCAAUGUGGAGUGAUCUAUGGAUGCCAGCUCUUAUCUCAGCCCAACUCAUUACCUCCCAAUUUGAAGACAAUACUCUACGUUCAUAGCAUCGCGAUCAUACCUGGCGUUCUUCCACCGACCAUCACUAGGUUGUGGUUUGGUAGGCUAUACAACAUUCCAUUGCCACCUAACGUGCUACCAUCAUCACUAACAGAGCUCAAGAUGAGCGUAAAUUGGGACCAACCUUUGGAGCAAGGCACACUGCCACAGUCCAUCACUCUUCUGGAGUUUGGCCAAAAUUUCGAUCAAGUGCUGCUGCCCGGCGUUCUUCCAGAGUCUCUCCUAUCCCUGACCUUUGGAUCGUUCUUCCAACAGAUGCUCGCUCCUCGUGUACUUCCUUCAUCACUUACUUAUCUCGAGUUUGAUCAAUCGGAAUUGCCUACAUCGAUUAGUCCCCCUGAUGAGAUGUUCAUCGUUGCAGGAUCCUUGCCUCAAUCACUCCAGACGUUGAUCCUACCUGGAUGGUUUCAAUGUCUAACAAAGGACAUGGCACCAUCAUCACUCAAACGUCUACAAUAUGGAUUUUGUACUGGUGUUCCAGCUCAAGGGGAACUGCCAUCGAAUCUCGAGUACAUCAGCUUCAAGGGCCUUGGUGGACCCCUGAUGUCGGGGACGUGGCCCUCAUCAAUCCUCAAACUCAAACUUCCUUUGGACUAUUCGCUUAACAUUGUACCAGGCCAACUCCCUCCAUCGCUCACAAAGUUGACCUUACGCAGGAUUCGCAAACCCUCAGUAUCGGGAGCAUUUCCAGCGACAUGUAUCCGUAUCAAUAAUGUAGAAUUGUAG
This is a messenger RNA of Acytostelium subglobosum LB1, 900 nucleotides long. RefSeq lists its product as hypothetical. NCBI's taxonomy places the organism in Eukaryota, Evosea, Eumycetozoa, Acytosteliales, Acytosteliaceae. The transcript is spliced from 2 exons. Bases 1 to 900 code for a protein of 299 amino acids. The record is from RefSeq and is a predicted model, not a curated record.